AUGGAUAAUGACACAUCUGAGUUUCUUCUAUGGGAAUUCUCAAAAAAUUGGGAGCUACAGGUUAUGCAUAUAUUUUUACUACUGAUACUAUAUUCAGUGACGGUAACAGGGAACCUUUUUAUCAUCCCUGCUGUUGUUUUUGACACACAUCUUCACACUCCGAUGUACUUCUUCCUGAUGAAUUUAGCCAUGCAAGAUAUUGGUUCAGUUUCAGUCAUUGUCCCCAAAGCUGUUUUUAAUUUUCUUAUGAACACAAGGACUAUUUCUCAUUUUGGAUGUGUUGCUCAAGUCAUGUUGCUCUUCUUUUUCCUGAGCUGUGAUAUUUCUCUCCUUACUGUUAUGGCCUAUGAUCGAUAUGUUGCCAUUUGUAACCCUUUACAAUAUGAAAUGAUAAUGAACAGAAAGGCUUGCAUCAAAAUGAUUGGCAGCAUAUGGACAGCCAGCUUUCUCAAUGCUUCAUUACACACUAUUUUUACAUUUAUGACUCCUUUCUGCUCUAAUAAUGUAAACCAGUUCUUCUGUGAAGUCCCAUAUUUACUUAAGCUUGCCUGUUCUGGUUUAUAUGUAUCUGAAAUUGUAGCUCUAAUCUUCAGUGCUACAUUAGUAUUGUGUUGUCUUAUUUUUGUUCUUGUGACAUAUAUGCAUGUCUUCUGUGCUGUUCUGAGAAUUCCUUCAGUUCAAGGGAGGAAAAAAGCCUUCACUACUUGUGUGCCACACCUUCUUGUCUUCUCCAUAUUUUUCUUUACUGGUUCCCUUGCUUAUCUAAAGCCCAUAUCUGACAGUCCUUCCCACUUUGACUUCAUAAUUAGUAUUAUAUAUUCUAUUUUUCCACCUAUGAUAAAUCCAUUUAUUUACAGCUUGAGAAAUAAGGACAUCAAAGUUGCUCUUUCAAGACUUUUUUCAGUUAACACAUUUACAAUCAAAUAUUUCAAGUCUUUACUGUAU
Messenger RNA from Pseudonaja textilis, 945 nucleotides. Lineage: Eukaryota; Metazoa; Chordata; Lepidosauria; Squamata; Elapidae. The record is from RefSeq and is a predicted model, not a curated record.